AUGGCUGUGAUUGAAAAUGAGAAGAACGAGCUCAUCCCAACAAGAACGGUGACCGGGUGGAGGGUGUGUAUGGAUUACCGGAAGCUAAACAGUGCUACGUGCAAGGACCAUUUCCCUAUGCCUUUUAUUGAUCAAAUGCUUGAUCGGCUAGCAGGAAGGUCAUUCUAUCGCUUCUUGGAUGGAUACUCCGGCUACAAUCAAAUCAAAAUUGCAUUGGAAGAUCAGGAAAAGUCAACAUUCACUUUUCCAUAUGGGACGUUUGCAUUUAGCCGGAUGCCAUUGGGGUUAUGCAAUGCUUCCGCCACUUUCCAAAGGUUUGCGGGCCGCAUAAUGGAUCGCAAACUCCGUGUAGAAGUUGCUGAUAGCAGAAAAUGCGGUGACUAA
This is a messenger RNA of Nicotiana attenuata, 384 nucleotides long. RefSeq names its product RNA-directed DNA polymerase homolog. The transcript has 2 exons. Bases 1 to 384 code for a protein of 127 amino acids. NCBI's taxonomy places the organism in Eukaryota, Viridiplantae, Streptophyta, Magnoliopsida, Solanales, Solanaceae. The record is from RefSeq and is a predicted model, not a curated record.